AUGUGCAAGGACUGUCAGCAGACGCUUCAUCCCGAUGGAUAUGCUGGCGCUAUCGAUGAGUGUCGUAAAACAAAGGACUGGACAAGACAGAAGCCGUUGAGCUUUCGAUCCAUACGACAACGUAUAGGCAGUGAUCUGGCUGGAGAUUUAGUCGCAUGGCAACGAACCACCCGGAAACUAAUAUCGCAUGGAGUGUUGGCGAUGUUCCGCUCGGAUACAAUGACAGAGACAAAUGUGGCCAUGAUACCGCUGAUGUACCAUCCCGACAGCAAGGCCAAGUUCAAAAUCCUCCCUGGCCGCGGGCCCGUGUUUGUGGGAGACCUAUCCAGGGAGGAGAGGAUGGAUUUCGAGUUGAAGAAACUUCAGAGCAAUACCAAGUCUAGGGCUGUGAUCGUGAUACAGUUUCACUUGAUUGAUAGCAUUAGCCACCACAAGAUAGCUCGGGUGCCCUGCGGUGAAGUGGUGGUGGAGAGGCAGUUGUUCAGUCACGCUUACCAGGCUUUGAAUUCGAUGGGCGGAUCCUUCGAAGAUAUGGUCGAACGACUGAAUGCAGAUACAUUCUGGGGACGCCAAAGCUCCCGGAAAACAUCGCUAACGGCCAGUAGUAGAUUCGCCAUACACUAG
This is a messenger RNA of Sphaeroforma arctica JP610, 624 nucleotides long. RefSeq lists its product as hypothetical. The record is from RefSeq and is a predicted model, not a curated record. The coding region runs from base 1 to 624 and encodes 207 amino acids. Lineage: Eukaryota; Ichthyosporea; Ichthyophonida. The transcript has a single exon.